AUGAAUCCUGAACCAAAGUUAAAGUAUGUAAGACUAUCAUGUACUUGCCCUCCAAUUUGUUCAUGUGGAGGAAAAGUAACAAGGGAUUGGGUUCACGUUAAAUGUAUGAAGGAUUCAUACAUUACAUCAAAAGGAGAUAUCUUUUGUAACAAUUAUGGAUGUAGUAGUUAUUUCAUAAAGGAUGCAAUAUUUAAAUGUGGAUUUCAAAACGAUUAAACAUGGUACUAAUUUAAAAAUGCUUCAUAAUUUAUUAUGGCUUUGGCUAUGGCAAUUUAAUCAGCAUCAUUUAGCCUUAAAGAUAAUGAUUUAGUCUUAUUUAUUACAGAUAUCAAUGCACAAGUAGCAAAGAGAUGGGUUUUAUGUUAGAAUUAUGAUAUUAAUAUUAAAACUUAAUCUGCUCAUAAAAUGAGUUCCAAUUCUUUCCUAAUUUUAAAUGUUAUCAAGAAGAUAGCUAAAAAUCAUAAUUAUUGUUAAGUUCCUGGCAUCAAUAAUUCGAUAGGUUAGAUAUUUCUAGAUUAAAUUGGUUAAAUAUUUCGAUUGUAAAUUUCUUUUAAACAAACGAUAGAGUUAUUGAUUAGAUGUAGUAAUAUUGAAUUCUGA
Molecule: messenger RNA, 600 nt
Organism: Paramecium sonneborni
Lineage: Eukaryota; Ciliophora; Oligohymenophorea; Peniculida; Parameciidae
Source: the annotation of a GenBank genome assembly